Molecule: messenger RNA, 3836 nt
Organism: Otolemur garnettii (small-eared galago)
Lineage: Eukaryota; Metazoa; Chordata; Mammalia; Primates; Galagidae
Gene: LDB3
Product: LIM domain binding 3
Exons: 13
Coding region: 1-1812 (603 amino acids)
Biological process (GO): muscle structure development; heart development; actin cytoskeleton organization
Cellular component (GO): adherens junction; stress fiber; Z disc
Molecular function (GO): actin binding; muscle alpha-actinin binding
Source: RefSeq, a predicted model, not a curated record
AUGUCUUACAGUGUGACCCUGACUGGGCCUGGGCCCUGGGGCUUUCGUCUGCAGGGGGGCAAGGACUUCAACAUGCCCCUCACUAUCUCCCGGAUCACUCCAGGCAGCAAAGCGGCUGAGUCCCAGAUGAGCCAGGGUGACCUCGUGAUGGCCAUUGACGGCGUCAACACAGACACCAUGACCCACCUGGAGGCUCAGAACAAGAUCAAGUCUGCCAGCUACAACCUGAGCCUCACCCUGCAGAAGUCAAAGCGUCCCAUUUCCAUCUCCACAUCUGCACCCCCGGUCCAUUCCCCACUGCCAGUGAUCCCUCACCAAAAGGUGGUAGCCAACUCUCCGGCCAACGCCGACUACCAGGAACGCUUCAACCCCAGCGCCCUGAAGGACUCGGCCCUGUCCACCCACAAGCCCAUUGAGGUGAAGGGGCUGGGUGGCAAGGCCACCAUCAUCCAUGCACAGUACAACACACCCAUCAGCAUGUACUCUCAGGAUGCCAUCAUGGACGCCAUCGCUGGGCAGGCCCAGGCCCAGGGCAGUGACUUCAGUGGGAGCCUUCCUGUCAAAGACCUCACCGUGGACAGUGCCUCUCCUGUGUACCAAGCUGUGAUUAAGACCCAGAACAAGCCAGAAGAUGAGGCUGACGAGUGGGCCCGUCGCUCCUCCAACCUGCAGUCUCGCUCCUUCCGCAUUCUGGCCCAGAUGACGGGGACGGAAUUCAUGCAAGACCCGGAUGAAGAAGCUCUGCGAAGAUCAAGGCCCCAGGCCUCUUCCUACAGCCCCGCAGCAGCCACCUCUCCAGCACCAGCCACCCAUACCAGCUACAGCGAGGGGCCAGCUGCCCCUGCACCCAAGGCCCGAGUUGUCACCACUGCCAGCAUCCGGCCUUCUGUCUACCAGCCAGUGCCUGCGUCUACCUACAGCCCAUCCCCAGGGGCCAACUACAGUUCAACUCCCUACACCCCUUCACCUGCCCCUGCCUACACUCCUUCACCUGCCCCCACCUACUCUCCGUCCCCCGCACCAGCCUAUACUCCCUCUCCUGCCCCCAGCUAUAACCCUGCACCCUCAGCAACCUACAGCAGGGGAACUGCGGAGUCGGCCAGCCGUCCCCCCUGGGUAACAGAUGACAGCUUCUCCCAGAAAUUUGCUCCUGGCACCAGCACCACCUCCAUCAGCAAACAGGCCUUGCCCAGGGAGAGCCCAGCUCAGGUACCUCCCCUUGCCAGGGGCACAGUCCAGAGGGCUGAGCGCUUCCCAGCCAGCAGCCGGACUCCACUCUGUGGCCACUGCAACAGCAUCAUCCGAGGCCCUUUUCUGGUAGCCAUGGGCCGCUCUUGGCAUCCAGAAGAAUUCAACUGUGCCUACUGCAAGACCUCCCUGGCAGAUGUGUGCUUUGUGGAGGAGCAGAACAACGUUUACUGUGAGCGGUGUUACGAGCAGUUCUUUGCCCCCAUCUGCUCCAAGUGCAAAACCAAAAUCAUGGGGGAAGUGAUGCAUGCCCUGAGACAGACGUGGCAUACCACCUGCUUUGUCUGUGCAGCCUGCAAGAAGCCUUUUGGGAACAGCCUCUUCCAUAUGGAGGAUGGGGAGCCCUACUGUGAGAAAGACUACAUCAAUCUGUUCAGCACUAAGUGUCACGGCUGCGAUUUCCCUGUGGAGGCUGGUGACAAGUUUAUCGAAGCCCUGGGGCAUACUUGGCAUGACACCUGCUUCAUUUGUGCGGUCUGCCACGUGAAUCUGGAAGGGCAGCCAUUCUACUCCAAGAAGGACAGACCCCUGUGCAAGAAGCACGCACACGCUGUCAAUGUGUAGGGGGUGGAGGCGUCUGGUGCUGACGGGCAGAGCUGCUCUUGCUGCUGGCAACAAAGGAUUCAAGGAGGCUGUUGUUUCUUUUGGGGGGAAGGGGAGAAGAGAGGAAGCAAUUGAGCCCCUUUGAAGUAUAAUUUUAGUUUUUUCUUCAGUGCACAGAUCGUGUAUUUGCAUAGUUCCAACUAGAAGCCAAAAGAAGAUUCAAAACCAAGCUAGUAAUUAAUCCAAGACUGGAAUUGUACUUCAAACGUUUAGAGCAGAAUUCCAAGAACUCAAAAGUGAAAAACAAAAAGCAAGUUUCCCAAAGUGAUGCAUUUCCCUGCAGUCACCAGAGUAGGGACAGAGCUCAGAGCAGUUAUGGAGAAUCUGAAGCAUUCUGCAGAGUUCUUUAGAGCUCCCCUGGCAAACAGAAUGAAGUGCCAAAUAGUCUUUGCUGCAGGGUAUUUUUAGAGUCAUAGCUGAGAGCUUGUUAGCUAAGACCUAUUGGGCUUUCCUCACCAAAAAAGGAAGUGUUGUUCCAUCACUAGCAUCACAGAGCUACCUCUGCUCAUUACACUUCAGACCUUGAACAAACUUGAAACGUUCUAAGGGGAGCCCCAAUGUCCAAAGAAAUGUCUUUGGGGAGCCACUGGGCAGUUGCCAGGGCUCCAGGAAGGACUCUGGCGCACACUGUAGACAGCUGAGAAAGAUGGGCCCUUCAGCUACCCUCUUUCACUUUGAAACAUCCAAUUUCCCCAGAAGGCUUAGCUCCUUCUUGAAUUGGGAUGGGAAAGUGGGAUUGGGUUUUUCCAGUUUUGCUUUGCAGUGUACAAGAGGAGAUUUUAAAGCAUUUGGGUUGUGUUUGGCCCUUUUUUUUUUUUUGCUUUAAGAGGUUUGUUAGCUUGAGUGUCAGGUCCUGUGCAUGUAUUUCACCCCCAAUCUGUGACUGUUCACUCAUGACAUCUUCCUUAGUACCCUCUAUCUCAAGUGGCUCAGUGGUCUAUGGAAAAGAGAGAGAGUGUGUGUGUAAAACAGGAUGGCAGAAUAGGCUGACCUGCCCCAUCUCUGGGUGGGGAAAAGGAACCUUGCUUUCUGCCAACCUCAGUAAGAAUGCAUGGGGGUGGGGGGCAGGACCUCUCACCUUCAGGUCUGCACCAACCAUCCUUUUCAUAUGUUCCUUUAAAUGCAGUAGAACGUUUAUGUACAGUUGUGUUAAGUGCUGGAAGGAAAAAAUGGACUGAUUUAUAUGCAUUUGCCAUUUUGGCCAGUAUUUUGAAAAUGUUUGAGCUGAGUUGAUCUAGCAAUUAGUUAAGAAUUUAUUAAAGUAGACUUGGGCCUUCAAACUUCUUUACAAUAUUAGUGACAGUUUGAGUUAGGUAAACAUUUUGAAGCUGUUUGGUGAUAAAGAGAGAAGCUUAAUCCCUGAAGUUGGAAAUGGGAUAGUCACUUUCCUUUUUAGGAAGUACUGUUAUUGUGCUCAUUGAAAAUGGCAUUGAAGCAGGCAGUUUACGGGGAUGUUUCUCCCUUGAGCACGAUAUUAGGCACCCUUCCAAUCACUGCUACCCUGUCCUUACUCUUGUUUGGGAUUUUUCUCUUUGCACGUUUGAAAUGUUUUACAGGAAUGCACUUAGAACUCUUUUUCUUCUGAGAACGGAGACUUCCAGGGGACCACUAUCUGCCAGCAUGUAUCUCUUCUCCCUGAGGGAGAAGGAAGCCACUAGCUGUGUCCCUAGCAGGAAGCCUGAAUUUUUUCCAAGCAUGAAGCCACCAACCUCCCCCAGGGAAUACCAGGGAGGGACAUGAGCAUGCACCUACCACAGGACUGUUCUUACCACCUGUGAUGCUAUAAGAAAGUGAAUACGAAGUACCAGGCAGAGUAAAAUCUGCGACUGAUAAAGAGUGCAAACAAGUACCUUGUAGUAUUCUAUUGUGUUUGGAAAGUUCAAAUAUACAGGGACAAGGCGGUUGCUGACUUCACAGAAUAGCUCUAAGUAGGUUUUCUCCAAAACCAAUCUAUUAAAUUAUCCGGGACUGGUCUUGAGGAAAGA